AUGGCGGCAGCGAGAUCAGAGGAGCAGGUCAUUCAUAGUCAUUCCCUGGAUGAUGAAACAGAUGCAGUUAUGGAGCCUCCGCUAGAUGAGUUUGAUAUGUGGGAUCAUUACCAGGCUGCAGCCGUCGGCGACGCAAGGAAGCGAGAGGCCAUCUCGCAGUUGCAGAAGUCCUUCCUGGACCAGCUGCAUUCUGAGAUGGACGUGAAUGCGGCCGCCGCCAAGGCGCUGCUCCACCUGAAGGCCAAGGCCUCCUUAGAAGCCUCCCUGGAAAGCGAGACCUCGCUUGAGGGAGCGGAAGGAUCCCCCACAGCUUCCUGGUGGGAUUCCGAGUCUUCGCCCAUGGAGCAAAAUCGACAACACGUCAAGAUCUGCGAUGACGAAGAGAGGACAAUGGAGCGCGACAUGGACGAGUUCGAUCUGAUGGCACAACGCAGUGCUGCUUUCGAGUCUCUUCCAGAGGACCGGAAGCGAGCAAUCUCCGCGCUGCAAUCCGCGUUCCUGGAUGCCCUGGACACAGAAGAUGUGAAUGGCGCGGCCGCAGCAGCAUUGAAGCGCCUCCUGUCGAACCCAGCCGGCGAGGAUGCAGAUAGGAGUGGUGGCAAGCCUUCGAUUUUCCAAAUGCUCUUCCAAGAGAAGUUGAAUUCAGAAGAGAUGACCGCAGAGACGGUAAGCUUCGACGCAAAGGUGGAGGCGCUGAAGGCCUGGAGCCUUUCCCUGCAAAGGGAGGCCCAGAGCGCCGAGGAUGUGACCGGUGCCGUGGCGGCUGCGUUUGAGCAGAUCCGCCAAAUGAUCCGCGGCCGCCGCGCCGCAGCUCUGAAGGUUGAACAUGGCUUGCGCAAGAUCUCGGUUUCUUUUGUGGGGCCGCGCGCUGCAUGGGCGAAGGGCCUCUGUUGCACUCUGAAGGGCAUUGGGGAGUUGGGCAACGAAAGAGUCGCAAGGUGGCCUCAGGCAGCCAUCGGAAACCCCAGCCUAAUCACCAACGUCACGCGACGACCGAAAGACAAAGAGUGGUGGGGUUGCCGAAGCUGGGUAACUUUGAUCGAUCUCCGGAAGCGGUGUUCCUUCACCAACUUGCAGCUUACGGCUCAUGUCGACUUUCAAACUUUGCCAUCGUUUCUCAGGGUUCUGGAUAGGACUGGAGUGUUGGUCGUCCGCCAAACCAUGGGCUUGUCGAAGUCAGCGGUGCCGUGCUCGGAGGCUUUAGAGCAAUGCAAGGCACGCGGCUGCAUCGAAGGUUUCUCUCGCUGCAAAGGUCGGCGAGGAGCUUGCGCGGUUUUGGCCAGCUCUUUGAGAUGCGUCGGGUCAGCCCUUUGCGACAGCCAGCUCUUCAAGAUAUCUCGCAGGUCUGCGGCCACACCGGAAGACCCUCCCCAUAGAGAUGUCAAGUCUUGUGGGCAGCCUGUGGACGUUGAAGUGGAGGCCGGCAAAGCAGAGGAUGCCUGGGACUGGCGCUCCGACGAUGCGGGCGUCGAGUCGUCCAUCCCAGCAGUCCGCGCGCUGCCCCAGCGACCCAAGUUCGUCGAUUCCAUGAGAACGCGGCAAAUGCUCAUUGAGGAUCGCGGAGUACUUGGGCGCUCGGUGGCCACACCCACCUCCAUCAGUACAGAGGCAUCCAACAUCGUUAAGGCAGAUAUGCAGAGCGAGUCCUGUGAGACCGACCAUGACUGCCUGUGCAUCCCAUCUGAUGCUUCCUUGCUUGAUGGGGUGCGUCUACUUGUCCUGCAUCACCUUGCCAAGGGCGUCGAAGACCCGACGGCCAUGACGCCAGGUCAGAAGCAACUUUUCGAGCGCCAUGUCAGCCAGUUGGCGGGAUAUGCAGAGCAACUAAAGCAGACCUUGCUGAUCUCCCCGCCUUACCUCACUGGUGGAACAGCUCCACAAGAGCCCGGACGAGAUGCCUCCACAUCCUCCUGCCCAAGUGAAGCACCACGGGCACUGAAACUCAGGGACAGCGAGCUUCUGGAAAUUUACCGAGUGGCCCAGCAGGAGGCUGGGAAGGAAGCAGAUUGGCGUGGUCUGCCGGAUCGAGGGCCCUCAGAUGCGUGGCGCUACGAAUGGCUUCGUGAGUUGAGCCUGGCGUCAGAUCGCAGAGGAUUUCACCCAAGCAGAUCGAAGACACCGCGUGCGCCACCCGAGCCCCUGGAAAGUCCCGAGGCAGACUGA
Messenger RNA from Symbiodinium sp. CCMP2456, 2163 nucleotides. Lineage: Eukaryota; Dinophyceae; Suessiales; Symbiodiniaceae. The record is from the annotation of a GenBank genome assembly.